Phascolarctos cinereus (koala) is the source of this 2659-nucleotide messenger RNA. RefSeq names its product dynein regulatory complex subunit 10 (gene DRC10). Gene Ontology annotation, molecular function: protein binding. NCBI's taxonomy places the organism in Eukaryota, Metazoa, Chordata, Mammalia, Diprotodontia, Phascolarctidae. The record is from RefSeq and is a predicted model, not a curated record.
CGUCGAACUCACGGAUCUCCCUAUUGGCUCGAGCCUGUAGGGUAAAGGGGCGUGGCUAACUGGAAAAUGCUGAACGUUGAGUGGCGUCUGGUGAAAUCAAUCUGAAGCUAUGGAAUUCCCGCCCCGGAUAUGGUUGGUCUGGUUUAGUUGUUUACCCGUAGCCUAGCAACGCCGCCAAGCUGGAGACUGAGGAAGCAGUAGUUGAAGGGGAGGGAAGCCCCGAAGCUGGGAAGGCUGUAAGUGGAGGGAUGAUCAGGAGUCGUGUCUCGUGGUGGAGAGGACAAGAGUCCAUGGAGUUGGGGUGGAGACUCUGUCUAACCUGCAAAGCCUUCAGGUAAAGGAUGAGACCCAAGUGCUCCUGAAACCAAGGUCAGUUAUAGGAAAAAGGUCCCUGCGUCCAGCGUGGCUAUGGAAGUGCUUGUGGCCCCCCUCUACCAGGGCUCAGAGAUAAGCACCAGUAACAGGCUGAGGCUGGCCAUAGGCCCAGCUUCCAAAAAAGCCUUGUUAUCAUGCAUGACCACCAACCAGAUGGACCCUGCUCGGACCAAACUCACCACCACUGAGGCCAAGAGGAUUGUCUUCGUCCUGGAUGAAACCAUUCGAAAGGUGGAGAUGGUCACCCUGCUGUCGGCCGCUGCUUACAGCCCAGAGAGUUUGGAGGGGCUGUGGGAAGACGACCUCAUCAAAGCUGUCCGGGACCAUGAGGAUUUCUGCAACACCCUCCUGGAGCUGGAUAACCUGGUGAAAGAAGAGGAGGUGCAGCUGGCAGAGUCAGGGGACCACGGUCAGCAGCUUCUCAUUGAAGAGCACAAGCACAGCCUCACGCUCCUCAAAGAGGAGGUGAAAGGCUCUGCCCGCAACACGCUGAGAAUCUUCCUGCUCAACCUGCCGGCCGGGGAAAUCCUUCGCACCCAGGUCGUGGGGAGAAGUGAAGAGGCCAGCGUUUUUCUCCAAGGUCUGACUGAAUUCAGAGGCUUUGUGUUCGAGAAGCUCCUCACCAGCCCCAUGGAGGAGAAGGAAAGGGCUGAGUUCCUGGACGAAAUCAACCUCCGGGAAAAGAAGAACAACCAGUUGAUUCAGGAUCUUGAGGCAGAGCUGAGCGCCACCCUCAAAGCCAGGGAUUCUGAGAUGGAGAAGGAGAACCUUGUGAUCCAGGAACUGAAAAGCCACCUGCACCAGGUGCUCAAAUUCUCAGAGAAUCACCUGCUACGCACCAAGCAGGAGGCGGAGAAGCAGCAGAAGGCUGAGCUGCAGGCCUCCCAGGGCCGGAUCGCCAAGAUCCAGCAGGACAUCCUCAGGCUCAGGACCCAGUACCAUAACAUUGUGGAGGAGAACCGGGACAGUGAACAGGCACUCAGAAAGAAGAAAUAUAAACUGGAGACAGAAAUAGAGAACUGGAUCCAGAAAUAUGAUACUGAGAUGGGAGAAAAGCAGACUGAAUAUGAAGAGCUAGACGAGAUCUAUACUGAGGAGAAGGCUCAGCUGGCAGAGCUGAAGGAAAAACACGCAGUCCUGGUCCAGGAGUUUGUACAGAUCAGGGACGAGAGACUCAUCAACUCCAAGAAGCAGCUGGAGGCCGAGAAGGAGAUGGCCCUCAUGAUGCGGGCGGCCACCCUCAUCCAGGCUUUCUGGAGGGGCUACUUGGUCAGGUCACUGCUGAAGUCCAAGCGGAAGAAGAAGAAGAAAGGCAGGGGCCGAAAGAAGAAAUAAGUCCCUCCUCCACCGGCACCACUCCCCAGCUUGUUCUUCCUGUCCCACCCACACUGGCACCAAGUAGGUUUGACCAGAUUUACACAGAGGAGGUCGAAUCCUGCGUGUGCUUCUUCCUGCUCUGGACCAAGCUUUGGGUGUGUGCACACAUGUCCCCAGGCGGUGAGAGGAGUAUGCAGGCCGCUGUGAGCCCUGUAGAUCCCUCGCACAUUCUGCUGACCAGUGACCACCGGGAGCCUGUGGACACCAAAUACAAUGUCCACUUUGAGGCCUUCCCUUUCUGUACUGAUACCAACAAAGUCCCUUCUCCUUGACCCCACCCUGGGCAUCUUUUCCCCCUUGCUGCCUUAAGGAGCAGUGGGUCCACACCUCCUAGAGAGGCCCAAACUCACCUCUCCCCAGCCCUGACUCCUCUUUGAAGAGUUGGUACGAGAUUUCUCCUGCUCCACCACCCUGUCCUAACACAGCAGCAGUGAUCCCAAACCUCUGAAAGCUCAUAAGAGCCCCAGAAGAGGGCUGGGCCAAAUUCGCUCAGGCCUGGCUGCUCAUGGAAAAAAGGGGACAAUCCAGGUAGGGCAGACACACUAUGUACGUGCUUCAAAGCACACACGGACACAUCUUCCACUGAAGCCCCAGGGUGAGGCCUCAUCAUAGCAUGGAAGAGACCAUGUGUGUCGGGGGGGGGGGGUGAAGACAUACAAGGCCCAGCUGGUCCCACAAGCCCAUAGGGCCUGGCUGGAUGCCGUGUCCAUUCUCCCAAGACGAGCCCUGCUAAGUUCACAGAGCCUCUUCCCUGGGGCUUGAAUUUCUUUUCCAGCUACAAUUCACAGCUGACUCUGAGGUCUCUUCCAAGAAGUCCAGUGUUCUGUACACUUCACUAAGACAGGGGUUGACCUGAACUUGGUUUUAAUUGCCAACUGUAUUUCAAUAAAAUUGGUUUCCUCUAUAA